AUGAGCUUUCAGAACUUCUGGAAAGACUACAAAGUUCUGGUUGUUAUGGUACCUCUGAUUGGGUUCAUACAUUUGGGGUGGCACAGGAUCAAAAGCAGCCCUGUUUUCCAAAUUCCUAGUAAGGACAACCUCUCUGAACCAGACACUCUGGCAAUUACAAGUCCUAAGAAGAACCACCUCCCAGGGAAGUAG
Molecule: messenger RNA, 192 nt
Organism: Rangifer tarandus platyrhynchus (Svalbard reindeer)
Lineage: Eukaryota; Metazoa; Chordata; Mammalia; Artiodactyla; Cervidae
Source: the annotation of a GenBank genome assembly